Mizuhopecten yessoensis (Yesso scallop) is the source of this 4962-nucleotide messenger RNA. Its product is annotated as transforming growth factor beta receptor type 3-like. Bases 1 to 2127 code for a protein of 708 amino acids. The transcript has 13 exons. NCBI's taxonomy places the organism in Eukaryota, Metazoa, Mollusca, Bivalvia, Pectinida, Pectinidae. The record is from RefSeq and is a predicted model, not a curated record.
AUGGCUUUGGAACAGUCAGUUUAUAAAACAUUUUCUAUGUAUGUUUCAACACUAAUUUUAUAUUUGCAGGUGCCUGUCCACUCCUCAGUUCGACUGGUUUUCAAGAGCCAUAUGCGUCGGUCGAUCCGGAAGGUGACCGAGAUGCCACAGACUAGAAAGGCACUACUUGACUGGGUCAGGAUAGAGUAUCAUGCAGUCACUUCCUUCACAGAGCUGCGUAAAGGCAACCGGAUUGAACUGACUGUUGGACCAGUGCCAAAUGCCUUGAGUGUAUGUGAGAUCCGAGAUGACCAGCCACUUAAUGCAGUAGCUCGGAUUGAGCAGCCCCAGUUCCUGUCUGGUUGUAGUACGAAUGGUGCUAUGGACUCAAAAUCUAGCGUUACCUAUGUUAUUGAGUUGGAGAAUGCCUAUGAAAAUAACCCAAGAGGGAAGGCAGUAGAGGUUGAGCUGGAUAUCAAGAGCCCAUCACGAAAGACAACCAACCGUGAUUUCCACCUUGUCCUUAAAUCACCAAAGUCUGUGAUCUGGAAAGUCCAAACUAAACGCAUCCAAGGAGCAAUAGACAUUGUGUCAAACACUCAUAUCAACAUGUCAGGGAUCAAAGUAGACACGGCAGGGGUACGCAUGGAGACGAUAACACACUCGCGUGAGGGCCUCAUCCAAUGGGUCAACUACCACAAUGGACCGGUGUCCAUCUACGCUGGCAUCAGCCUCGCCAACAAAAUCACCCUUAUAUUACCUCAGACAGAUGAACCAGAAUCUGACAGGGGCCAUGGUAAAGGAUCAAUCGGCACUACCAAGAUUAUUACUCCUCCAUUUGACAAUAUUCCCCAUACAAAGAGUGUGUUUAAAAGAGCUAUCCAUGCUGAAUGUCAUCCAGACAGACACAUGAUUGUGGCCUUCAGCAGGCUCAUCCUACAGAAUUUUGGCUUAGAAAUAGAUCAGCUGACUCUCAGGGACCCAGCAUGUAAAGCUGGUAAAAAUGAGAGCCACAUCAUCCUAGGGUUGUCCCCUUCUAACUGUGGUACGCAGGCAUCGGUUACCGACGGGAACACUUUCUAUAACAACAUGUUAUUGGUACAUCGCUCCUCUGCAGAUGGGUUGGAAGAGAUCGGAAGUGGCUAUGAUACCCUCUCGGAUAAUGAAAUUUCAGGCUCAGGGUCACAUGAUCCUAAAGCUGAAACCUACUUCGAUGAUGAGGACUUCCAGAGUGAUGCAAUAAAAGUAGAAGUUGUAUGUCAAUUUGUUGCACAUGAGGGGAUAACAGACUCACAAUUGCCCACACAAAACUACACUGAUUAUUCCUGGGCACAGUCAAACAGGAGUUUCGGUAUCAAGCUGUUCCGCUCCAGUGUGAUGAAGGACCCAGUCUACCGCUUCCCUAUGACUGUUUCUCCAUACAGUUACAUCUACGUGGAGGUCGACAUGCAACCAGUGGAGAACCUUCAGGUGAUGCUACAGAGUUGUUGGUUAUCGGACCACAUGGAUAAGCAGACAGACCGGACAGUAACCCUCAUAGAAAAUGGAUGUAGAAAGCCCAGCGUACGUUGGAUCACUAACCAGUCAUUCCUCGGAACUAGCUGGGGAUCCAAUGCUCAUGCUCAGCGAUUCAGCUUCAACACUGGCGACCUGUUUCAUGCGAUGUUCCUCCAGUGUCGUAUUGGUGUCUGUAGCAGGAACCCAAAGCUUGCCCAGGGAAUUCCUUGUGGAGACGAGAUGUGUGGGAAAAUCACGGCCAACAUGCCAGGAAAGCUGAUUGUUCGUGGUCCACUGGAAAUCACCGGGCAGGUGGAGCCUCCCGAACCCAGUCGGAAAACGAUAAUUAAACCAGCUAUCAACCAAGGAGUGAUUCCUAAAGGUGACCAGCGCAAUCACCACCACCAAUCCAACAGCAGACAUAACUCCAACCACGCUGACACCAUUGUGAUAGAGGGUCUGGAUUCUGGCACAGUUGUAGGCAUAGCAUUCGCAGCAUUUAUCAUUGGAGUCCUACUGAUGGCAGCAUUGUGGUUCAUCCAUACACAUACGGGUCCUAUCAAGCAUGCAGUUGCUUCCCGCGGCGGGGUGCUGUCAGGGAGCGGCGAGUCUACACCGAUGUCCACUGCGCCUAUCACCAUCAACUCAUAGUAACAUUGACUGUGGUCAGAGCUGCAAAGGGUGGGACUGACCACUGCUGGCCUCGUGUGAGACAUAUGUCCAUUCUUUGGUCAAUUGAUGAUACAGUCAAAACAAAUCAAUUUUACGGUAAAACGGGUAGCCUAGAUGUGCGCUGAUACAUCAGGUAUGAUUUCUGAUCGAAGUUUGUACUUGGUCAGGACAUUUGUUGUCUGGGUUUGUGCUUGGUCAGUUAACCACUGAUUCUGAGUCUGUCUCAGUUAUAUUAUUAUGGGGUUUUUUUCAUUACGAUUUUGUUUUUUUUCACUAAGUUAUGCAUAUCUUGUUGAUAGAUGAACUCGUAGACCCCCAUACCUAGUGCUGCAUCAUUAUAUAUGAUAGACUAUGUAGGAUAUUUGCAAUAUUGUCCAUAGCCAAGUUACGAAACUACCAUCUAUUUUAUUUUAUAUACAUACUGUAUCUACUUAUUUAAGCGUGCUAAAAUUUUCAGGGUUUUGUUGUUUUUGUUUCCGUCAUUUUGUCAAACUAAGUGAGUGCUAGAAACCUGAAUGACAUGACAUUUUUGCCACUAUAUAUAUAGAAUCUAAAUCAAGAUAUGUACUGGGAAUCACAGUUUCUCCUAAUUAUGAUGGAAUUUCUGAACCUACCGACUGUAUCAGUCUUCUUUGCCUUCAAGUGCAGUGAUCUUUGGUUUAAAAAGAGAAUUUGAUAUCAAUCAAUGUUUGUGCUCAUAAAAUCUUUACAAAAUUGGAAACAAAAUGUAUCCUAUGAUUCAUUUAAGUGCUUAUUUAUAGCUCAACAAGAAAUGUUAUCAGAAAAUUCCCAAACGUCAAAUAAUUUAUUACCAUAAGUUGCAGAGUUGAUAUGAGGAAAAAUAUUCUUUAAUAUAUAGAGAUGUUUAUCACAAGUAUUCUCAACAUAACAAAUUGACUACGCCACAUGCUCGUUGAAUCCCAACAUAGUCAGCUGUUUGGAACUUGACCCUUUUGAAAUGUAAUUACCCAAUACACAACCAUGUGGCUAUGUCUAUGUGAUGUGGUUUAAGUUCUGUGGUCAGAUUAGCCUUGCAUGCCCAUGAAUGAUGAGAUGUUUGUAUGGACCAUACUGAGAACAAUGUAGAAAUAGAACGGGUAUUUAUUGUAUAAACUCCUUACCUCAUACACCAUACAUAUAUGGUUAGGGUGUACUUAUUCUCUUAGAUUAAUGCAACAUAUUGGUGCUUUGUAGUUUUUAAGAUUUUGUUUUUGUCAAAAAAGCUAUGUGUUGUUAUGUUUGUUUCUGCUGUUAUUGGUUGCUUCUGUUAAUCCCUCCGAAAUACAAAGUUGAUUGGUCACAUAAGCUCCUUAAUUAGUGACUGAGAGAAUGUAUUGUCCAGUAUUGGUAAUCUCUCCAUUGUUUGUAACUGUUUCUACAUUGAUCAAUUGACAGGAGAUCAAUUCCAUGUCUGUCCUAAUUUUUGAUAUUGAAUGUAGUAUUGCUUCAUUUCCCAACUUAUUACUGAGAUUACAGCAGAGGAAAUGAAGAAAAGUUCCUAUGACACGCCACCUCCUUUGAAGUGCUAUUUCCCCAUAAACUAGAAGCAGAAGCUGUGUAAUUUAAAGUGUUACUUAUGAAUUUUGUUACUAAUGGUUGCAAAGUGCUAUUUGUGUUUUUUGUUACAUCUGGCCUAGAUUACUUCAGUCAUGUAUAAUCAUGUCUGGGUAACCUAGGUUACCACAGUCUAGGGCAUUUUUGUCUAGCUUACCUCAGACAUAAAUCUAGUCUUGUGUUCCUGGGAAACCUUUGACAGUGAUCAUGUCUGUAUAAAUUGCUUUGGUUACCACAGACAUGGAUUGUGUCUAAGUUACCUUGGUUACAACAGACAUGGAUUGUGUCUAGGUUACCUUGGUUACCACAGACAUGGAUUGUGUCUAGGUUAGCGUGGUUACAACAGACAUGGAUUGCGUCUAGGUUACUUUGGUUACCACAGACAUGGAUUGUGUCUAGGUUACUUUGGUUACCACAGACAUUGAUUGUGUCUAAGUUACUUUGGUUACCACAGACAUUGAUUGUGUCUAGGUUACUUUGGUUACCACAGACAUGGAUUGCGUCUAGGUUACCUUGGUUACCACAGACAUGGAUUGUGUCUAGGUUACCGUGGUUACCACAGACAUGGAUUGUGUCUAGGUUACUGAGAGCUCCUCAGUCAGGAGAUUGGUUAUAUAGGGUAGGGAUAAUACAAGAUACAGGUUUGAGUUUUUCAAUCUUUUGUAUCUGUUUUAUUUCCACCAUUAUUUCAACACUCACAUCUCCGUGAAGAUAAUGAAAAUGAUUUUAAUUUAGAUUUCUGACGAACCUAAUCAGUGUUUCAGAAAUGUGUCGCGCAAAAACGUUUUUGGACAUUAAAUGAUUUCAUGUGAUUGGGCGUUGCAGCCACAUUAAGCUAAGGUUCACUGCUUCUAAGUCUAGUACAGGUGUAUUAUAUUCAGACUUGCAAGUUUAGUACAAUUGUAUUGUUAUUCAGACCUGUUAUUCAGACAGGAAGAAUCAAACUGAAUAUUUUUGUUGUUCUGUUAUUUGAUAUUCAAAUAGUGCUGAAGAAGACAUUGUUAGUGAAAAAUGUUCAAUGACGCUUAGGAUGUUUGUUACAUGAGAUUUAUGGGAAGAUGUUUACCUGUAGAUCUGGAGUGAUUUAUGGGGAGAUGUUUACCUGUAGAUCUGGAGUGAUUUAUUGGGAGAUAUUUACCUGUAGAUCUGGAGUGAUUUAUGGGGAGAUGUUUACCUGUAGAUCUGGAGUGGAAAGUUUCCUCAUUAAGACAGUUUAUACAAGCUUUCUUUCCUUUCUCAUUUUAUAUGAAACUGAUGUGA